Salvelinus sp. IW2-2015 is the source of this 2394-nucleotide messenger RNA. It is a transcript of the gene patl2, whose product is annotated as PAT1 homolog 2. Gene Ontology annotation, biological process: deadenylation-dependent decapping of nuclear-transcribed mRNA; P-body assembly. Lineage: Eukaryota; Metazoa; Chordata; Actinopteri; Salmoniformes; Salmonidae. Gene Ontology annotation, molecular function: RNA binding. The record is from RefSeq and is a predicted model, not a curated record. Gene Ontology annotation, cellular component: P-body.
GAUGUCUAAAAAGAGAACGGUAGCAGAAAGGUAAACCGACGCAUAGAAGUGUAAUAUUUUCAGAAAAUAUUCAAAUGAGUGACUCAGAACAACAAGAGACUGAAACCGCAGUCUCUCAACCUCAGUGGCCAGAGAACGGAGGCCAAUGGAGCGAUGAAGAAGGGGGGGCAGGCAUGGACGAGUGUGGAUUGGCAGAGAUGGCAGAGGAGGAUGAGGAAAUAGAUAUCUACAACAAUGAGACGUUUGGAAUGGAUAUGGAUACAGAAGUGGGGGACACGGAAGAGGAGCCCACCAACCCUCUGUUCCAAUUUGGAGAGAAGCCACCUGCCCCACCUGUCUUGCCAUCCCUCUCCCCCAGCUCCCCCUCCUUCUCUCCCAGGACCCUGCCACAACUCCGGGUCCAGGGCCCACCGGGCCGACGAGGAAGGGGACAGAGGGGAGGUCAGGCCAUGGCGCAGAUGUUUGAAGACCCAGCUGUGGUGAGGACUGUGGAGGGGCGACCAAGUUUGCAGAGCUUGGACAGCGCUAUAGUGGACGUUGGGAGCGUCUCCUACUGGGAUGAUCUAGAUCCAGAUGCUUGGAUGUUAUCAUCUUAUGAGAGAACCAGACACGCCUCUGGAUCAGUAUUGCAGGACCCGGCCAUUGUGUGUGUGAUGGACAGUCAUGCCCCUGGCAGAGGACCGAACUACCUGGACUCUCACUACCCGUUCUCCAACUCAAGUGGGAGGAGAGGGGGCUUAAGAGGGUCAUACUCAAAUAGACCAUUUGGGCAAAGAUGCCCAUCUCAGAUUAACACCAUGUUGCCCAGCUCUCCCAUCAUCUCCCGAGGACCUUUCACCACACAACAGCCAUAUAACCAGGCGGGGGGCUUCCUCUCGCCCUCACCACGUCCCUGCCCCUCCACCCCUCAACCUCUGACCCCGAAAAUGAUGCAGCUUCGCUUUGGUGCAAACUCCCCAAGACCCUCUCCCUUCUACAGCCCCUCGUCAAAUCGUGUGCAGCGAUUCAGGUUCCCUGGUCCAGUGACACAGCUUCACCCCCAACACAGACGACUGUUGAGUCAAAGGCAACAGAGAUCCCAAAGAAAACCAGACAGCUGGGACCCCUACUGUAACCUCAUGUCGGCUAAAGAGAAAGAGUGGAUCAUUAGACUACAGAUGAUUCAGCUCCAGAGCGAGAAUCCCCACCUGGACGACUACUACUACCAGGAGUACUAUCGGCGAAUGGAGGCCAAGCUGGCAGAGGAGGAGUUGGGCAUGCGAGGCAAGAGGGAGCCGCCCAAACUCACCACCCCCUACGUCACCAAGAUGGACUCUUACACCCCAGUGGUGCACAUCGAGGGUUCCCUAGGCCAGGUCGCCGUGUCGACGUGUUUCUCUCCUCGACGAGCAAUCAAUGCAGUUGCAGCCCACUGUCCACACGAGGAACUAAAAGACAUCAGGCAACAGCGAUUAGACGUCCUAAAGAAAAUAGAAAAGUUGUUCAUGGUGCUGCUGGAGGUAGAAGAGCAGCAGAGGAUGAAGGCACAGGUGCUGGGGGAGGGUGAGGAGAAAGGGCUGAUGGAGAAAACUGAGAUAAAAGUGGAGUACAUCUAUUCCCAGCUACAGCAUCCCGACCUAGAGGCAGGGGAAGAAUUUCUGCCAUGUCUCCUGGUGUCCAAAGGAAAGCAGCUACUGGCUCGACUCCUCCCCUUCCUGUCCCAUGACGCCGCGUUGAAAGUCUUAAGCAUGGUGACUUCUCACCUGCCUGUACUCAUGAGCAGAGACGCAGAUGAGUCUCUUCCGGUUUUGUACCCAUCUCUUCGAAUUGUGAUCGGAGGCAUGACCUUCAGUCAGCUUAUUGGGGUCCUUAAAGACUUUACGGCAUCACUUCCCGACUCCAGCGGUGGCAGCAUGUGCCUCUCUCUUGUUUGCCAAAGCAAGUUUGGGCUCUCCUUACUCUACGCCCUGCUGUCCCAAGGAGAGAGGCUACUGUCCUCUGAUGUUCCUCUGGAGCCCAGCAUUGGUGACUUUGAAACCUGGACAGACACAGUCUUCCUGGUGGCAUCGCAGCUAUCCCAGACUGCUCUGGUGGAGCCCCUUCUCCUACCCUCAAACCUUCUCACACUCUUCUGCCGCUACCUGGACAAGCGUACCAUCCACCAGCUGAAGAGCAAUAUGGAAUCUGCGACUGGAUACCUGGCUCUUCCGUCGUAGUAGGCAAGGACAUCUGAAGCAGAGACUGUGUUUUGGCUAAUGUACAGAAUGUAAUGAGCACCAAAAUGAAAACGAGUGGGCAUGCAUACCCUGAGGUAUUCCCUCGGCAUAGACGUACCACAUUAUGGCUGCAUUUACACAGACAGCCCAAUUCUGACAUUUUUUUUCAAUAAUUGGUCUUUUGACUAAUCAGAUCAGC